Molecule: messenger RNA, 246 nt
Organism: Blepharisma stoltei
Lineage: Eukaryota; Ciliophora; Heterotrichea; Heterotrichida; Blepharismidae
Source: the annotation of a GenBank genome assembly
AUGCAGUUUCUAAUUCCAAGUCUGCUAGAGCAACACUGCAGUCAUCAUCCCCAUAUCCAUAAUUGCAAACACAUUUUCCUGAUUGGCAGCUUCCAUUAUGAGAGCAUGAAUUUGGGCAAACUGGGGUCGCUAAUUAUUUAUUACUAUAAGAACUGACAUUUAAAUAAUAUUGGACACCAGAAUUACUAUAAUAAGUUACAGCUAUAUAUAACGUUUUGCUUGCAGACAAAUUCGGAGGUUUUAUAA